AUGUCAACACCUCUGUCACAUUCACUUGCUUCGACAGAAGCUGUGGCUGGUCUGGAUGAUUCAGUGUUUUCACCAGUUCCUGUUAAUUAUGUAUUGUAUGAGCAACAGCAAUCGAGAUCGGUGUCCUCUGCGUCAUAUGGGGAUGAGAUUGAAGAUGAUGUCGACACGUCGGAAGAAGAAGAAGAAGAAGCACCUAUGUCCGCAUUUUACGAAGCAAAUGCAUCGACACAUCGAUAUUUAAAUCGAAAGAAAAAGAAUGACUACAAAAACUCUUCGAAACAUGUUGUAAACGAUCAUAACAAUCAUUACUCCAAACAAAGUUUUAACUCGGAUUAUCCGUCCCAAUAUUACGAUACGAAAUUUGCCAAACGCACGCGCUCUGCACCGAAUAUUGCUUUAUCUCCACAACAAAUCAUCCAUGAUCAAUAUUCAGAAUUAAAUACAAUUAUUUUCAAUACUCGAUAUCCAAUUACAGCUAUGGAACAUUUUAUAGCCCAUAAUCCGCUUGCUUCACCACCAUUGAACACUUCGUCGACAUCCGAGCCGAGUGAUCAUGGCGUAACGAAUCUCGCAUCAACACCAUUGUCUCCUUCAUCGGCUAUGCGCUCGCCUCGCCCUCAACGAGAUUUAAUGUCGCCGCGUCUAUCUGAAACAGCCGAAGUGACUGUCUAUCCAUCGUCUGUUAGUUUAAGAGGUCUUCUCUCUUAUCAAGAUGUGAUGAAUGCUAUUGAACGAGAAUUUCAUCUUCAUGAAGGACAAGAACGAGAAAUUAUCAUGAAAUUAUGGUUAAAAGGUCAAACAAUGAUAUCAAUUUUACAGCGAUAUCGACACUUGUUACAGGAUCUUAAUUUGGAUGAUCAAGAUUUCGUUAAUGGAAUGAAACAAAUACGAGAAAUGGUGAAUUUCGCCGAUCGUGAUGUUCAUUACCUUCGUGAACAGACGAUAAUGCUCGAAAAUCAAAAUCGUUUUCUCGAAAGUGAAUUUCAACGACAAUUGGAUAAGAUUGUUUUGGAAAAAAAUGAACAAAUCAAUCGUUUGAUUCAUAUUAUUGAUCAAACUUGUGCGCCACCAGCCGAAUUUACUGAUCAAGUUCGAAAUUUCCAACAAACAACCACACAUUCAGAUAUCUUUUCGCAAAGAUUCGUCCAACAAAAUAUCGAAUUACAACAUGAAUUAGAAACUCUCCGAGCUAAACUUGAGUAUACCUUCGCACUUCUGAAUGAAAAGCUAGAUCAACACGGAGAGAUCGCAUCUCCGUCAAUUAUUCAAACAGCUAUCGAACAAAUGCGCCGUUCCGAUAUGAAAUUGCAAGAACUUCAACUGAGAACAUCGUAUCAACAAGAAGAAAACGAUCUUCUUCGAUACAUCAAUCAUAAUUCAUCUAGAGACAUGAAUAAAUCACAACAAUCCUCCAGUCCCGAUGUGACGCAAUUGUUUAGCAUCAUCGAACAACGCUCUCUCGAACGGGAAUUACAUCGUGUUCGUCAUGAGUUGGAGCUAACUGAAAACAAAAUCGUUGAUCUUGAACAAAAAUUUGAAAAUUCGGAUGAAAGUGUGAAAUUCAAUAUCGAAAGAUUAAAACUCAAAUGUGAUGUUUUACGUCAACACAUUUCCACCUGUAGCCGACGCUUGAACGAAGCCGUGCAACAAUUUCCUGAUAAAUUUCUCGAUGAUCAUGACACAUCCAAUCUUGAACCGUGCCAUGACGAUAAAGAGAGACGUACAAUUCAAUUCGAAAAUGAACUAUUCACCGUUCGUCAACAAUACAAUGAACUGCUUGAAUAUUCGAACACGAUUAAAUUCGAACUGGAUAAUGCACGAAAACAAUUACAUGAACGAUCGUUGUACGAUCGAGAAACAUUCAAUUCAAGCACUAUGGCACACGAUGCAUCGGAAUUGGAACAAGAACGUCGACGUGCCGGUCAACUUGAAAAUGAUUUAAUAUCACUUAAGAUCAAAUAUGAUGAUGUAUGUGAACGUGUAACAGCUGCAACACUUCAACUCGAACGUGUACAAGUUGUACUUGAUCAAACCUUACGUCGCUGUGAACAACUCGAGAAAGAAAAGCUACGCAAGAAACUGACGAAUUUUCCACCAGUACAACCGAGUGUUUUUUAUCACCCAUCACAGUCAGAAAUUAACUCCAAAUCGGAACAUUGCUCGCAAAACAUUGCUAGCAUCACAGCCAAAUACAAAGACAAAUUGAGCUCAAUCAAAUCACGUUUGGAACAAACGGAUCGUGAGCGACGUGAAGCUCAAUACCGCACUGAACAAUUGCAACAUGAAAUCGAACGAUUGAAAACGGAAUUAACACGCAAAAAAGAAGUGAUUCAUGGAAAGGAUAAAAUCAUUCAGGAUACACAAUACAAAAAUCGAGAAAUAAGUUUGGAACGGCAAUCGGUCGAAGAGAAAAUCACCAAUGAAUACAAACGAUUAAACGAACUCGUUGAUAAAAAUCGUCUACUCGAAGAAGAAUUAGAACGUAUACGACAUAGUCAGAUAUUAGAAAAUAUUACUGUUCGAAGAACUGAUGUUAUCNAAGAAGAAGACGAAGGAAAAAAAUGA
Molecule: messenger RNA, 2565 nt
Organism: Adineta ricciae
Lineage: Eukaryota; Metazoa; Rotifera; Eurotatoria; Adinetida; Adinetidae
Source: the annotation of a GenBank genome assembly